This is a messenger RNA of Plasmopara halstedii, 174 nucleotides long. RefSeq lists its product as uncharacterized. The record is from RefSeq and is a predicted model, not a curated record. The transcript has 2 exons. Lineage: Eukaryota; Oomycota; Peronosporomycetes; Peronosporales; Peronosporaceae. Bases 1 to 174 code for a protein of 57 amino acids.
AUGUAUUCUAAGGUAAACCUCGCUAGAGAUAGGCUACUUGUAGCUGAAGUAGCAUCAUCGCGUGCAGCGCCCCAUGAAAGCUUUUCGGGAUCGGGGCAAUUGAUCAAAAACACUCGUGGAUUGAUUGGGAGAAUACUGCUUGGGAAUAUUUACUGUCGUCUCUUGCUUAAAUAG